This is a messenger RNA of Serpula lacrymans var. lacrymans S7.9, 1051 nucleotides long. RefSeq lists its product as uncharacterized. The record is from RefSeq and is a predicted model, not a curated record. The transcript has 7 exons. Bases 40 to 792 code for a protein of 250 amino acids. Gene Ontology annotation, cellular component: cytosolic large ribosomal subunit. Gene Ontology annotation, biological process: maturation of LSU-rRNA from tricistronic rRNA transcript (SSU-rRNA, 5.8S rRNA, LSU-rRNA). Gene Ontology annotation, molecular function: RNA binding; structural constituent of ribosome. NCBI's taxonomy places the organism in Eukaryota, Fungi, Basidiomycota, Agaricomycetes, Boletales, Serpulaceae.
GCCACUGCAACACGUCCGAGCCUUACCUCAAGAUUUCCGAUGGCGCCCUCCACCACCGUCCCCACAGUUUCGGACAUUGAAGUGCCCGAGACUUUCCUCAAAAAACGCAAGCAAAACGAGAAGGCCCGGGAAGAGCGCAUUGUCGCCGCGACUGCAGCACGCAAGGCUGCCAAGGCUAAACGAAAAGUCAUUUUCAAGCGGGCUGAGAGCUAUGUGAAGGAGUACCUUACAAAAGAGAAGGAGGAGAUCCGGCUGAAGAGAGCUGCACGGACAGCUGGCGAUUUCUAUGUCCCUGCUCAACCUAAAGUUUACUUUGUCAUUCGUAUUCGUGGUAUUAACGAGAUCGCCCCAAAACCCCGUAAAAUCCUUCAGCUCCUCCGUCUUCUUCAAAUCAACAACGGUGUCUUUGUCAAGGUCACCAAGGCGACUCAACAGAUGCUUCGUCUAGUGGAACCAUACAUUACCUACGGCGAGCCUAACUUGAAGUCUGUUCGUGAACUGAUCUACAAGCGUGGUUACGGCAAAGUUAGCAAGCAACGCAUUCCUCUCACGAAUAACGGCAUCAUCGAACAGACGCUUGGCAAAUACGACAUCCUCUCAGUAGAGGACCUCGUACAUGAAAUCAUCAACGCUGGACCCAACUUCAAACAGGCUUCGAACUUCCUAUGGCCGUUCAAGCUUUCUAACCCUACUGGUGGCUGGAGGAUCCGCAAGUUCAAGCACUACGUCCAGGGUGGUGACUUUGGUGACCGAGAAACCAACAUCAACAAGUUGAUCCGGCAAAUGAAUUGAUCAUUCAAUGCUUUGUUAUCAGGGGGCACGGUCUCGCCAGCGGUGUCUAGUCGGAUGGAGAAAAUGUGCGGAUGGAGGGUUUUAUGCGUGCCUUUUAUGCUUAUGACUUUUCGCAUGGCAUGGAAUAAUUUGUUUUUCCCCUUUGCCUUGUAUGCACCAUAUGACAAGCGCUUCCGAAGAGUACCAUGUUGUGUUUUGAGGACCUGAUUCGUGCCUGGCGUACUGCAGACACUAAAGUACUGCCGAUUCGACUGCUGGA